Pogonomyrmex barbatus (red harvester ant) is the source of this 564-nucleotide messenger RNA. RefSeq names its product ATP synthase, subunit F (gene ATPsynF). Gene Ontology annotation, cellular component: proton-transporting ATP synthase complex. Lineage: Eukaryota; Metazoa; Arthropoda; Insecta; Hymenoptera; Formicidae. Gene Ontology annotation, biological process: proton motive force-driven mitochondrial ATP synthesis. Gene Ontology annotation, molecular function: proton-transporting ATP synthase activity, rotational mechanism. The record is from RefSeq and is a predicted model, not a curated record.
UAAGGAACCUAUACUUCAACCUAUACUUUAUGGCUGCCAUUGCACGUUCGUAUUUCGUUCGAUAACAUCGCGGAAUUUAUAUAUAAAAAUCCGAUAUUUCGCUAUGGCGGAACCUAAACUAAAGUUCGGUGGUUAUCCUGCGGAAUAUGAUCCUGCGAGACACGGACCAUAUGAUCCUGCACGCUAUUAUGGAAAAGCCGAUACUCCGUUCUUGGAUUUGAAGCUCGGCGAAAUUCCUAGCUGGUUUUCAAGACGUCAAAAAAGUCCACGGACGCUUGUAGCACUGUUUUCACGAGCAUUCUGGCGUUGGCAACAUAAGUACGUACAGCCCAAACGAACUGGAAUAGCUCCGUUCUUCCAAGCAACGAUUUCUGCUAUGAUUCUGUUUUAUAUUAUAAAUUAUAACAAGCUUCGUCAUCACAAGAGCUAUAAAUAUCAUUAAUUGUGCUGUAUUGUAGAUACCUCCAUAGACGAUUGGAAUAAAAGUAAUUCAUGUAUCAAUUGUUUAUGAAAGAUAUUCAUUUGUUUGUUUGAAUAAAUGUUCUUAGUAUGCACAGAAAAAAA